Rosa chinensis is the source of this 1137-nucleotide messenger RNA. RefSeq lists its product as uncharacterized. The coding region runs from base 1 to 1137 and encodes 378 amino acids. The record is from RefSeq and is a predicted model, not a curated record. Gene Ontology annotation, molecular function: DNA binding. Lineage: Eukaryota; Viridiplantae; Streptophyta; Magnoliopsida; Rosales; Rosaceae. The transcript has 2 exons.
AUGGCAAGCAGCGGUAGAGGUGGAAAUGAUCCAGCAUGGAAGUACGUAACUCCCGUCGACGAAAAUCGAAAUGGUACAACAUGUAUAUUUUGUUUUGCCACUUUUAAAAGUGGAGGAAUUACAAGAUUGAAGAGUCAUUUAUCGGGUUAUGAUCCUCACAAGAGUGUAAAGAAAUGUGAUAAGGUGCCACCGGAGAUCAAAACAGAGGUGAUAGCAUGGAUAAAUAGAAAAGAUUCUAUUAAGCAAGAAAAGGCAGCUGUUCAAGAUGAUAUUAGAGAAGAACUCCGCAAUGAUUAUCUUGGCAAUCAAACAAGUCUGUACUAUGACGAUGACGACAAUGAUGAUGAUGGAUUUCAGUAUCCACCAGACAUGCACCCUACAGAACGACAAGAUUAUCGUGUUGCAGUAAGACGAUCAACCGUAGAUCGUCCUGGUGUAAAGCUUCCUAGCUCCUAUGAAAUUCAGACUCGUUACUUAGAGAAUGAGUACAUAGAAAUGAAAAGGUAUGUGGAUACUCACAGAGAAACCUGGAAAAUAUAUGGAUGCACUAUCAUGCGUGAUGGAUGGACUGGCCCAACCAAAAUGUCUAUUCUAAAUUUCAUGGUGUAUUCAAAAGGUUCAACUGUGUUUUUGAAGUCUGUAGAUGCUUCACAUAUGAAAAAAAAUGCUCAGUACAUAGAACUAUUGUUAGAUGAGAUUAUACAAGAUGUUGGACCAGAAAAUGUUGUCCAGAUUGUCACUGACAAUGCAUCAGCAUUUAAAAAGGCCAGAAGGGAACUACAGAAAAAAUAUCCGCUGUUCUGGAUCCCGUGUGCUGCCCACUGCAUCGAUUUGAUAUUUGAAGAUAUUGGGAAGCAGGAGACUGUUUCCACUGUCGUCAAAUGGGCUCAAAGUGUAACUAACUACAUCUAUAAUCAUGGUUGGGUACUGGUUGAAAUGAGGAGCAUCAUGAAGGGAGAUUUGAUUCGACUGGGUAAAACUCGAUUUGCAACAAAUCACAUUGCUAUCGACAGUAUCUUGAAGAAGAAAUUUGAUUUGAGAAAAUUGUUUACAGGUAGCGCAUGGAAUGAGAAUGCAGCGAGUAGGACCAGAGAUGGCAAAAGGAUAGAAAAAAGAGUCCUCGAUGGGACAUUUUGA